AGAGAGGGAAAGGGAGAGAGAGAGAGAGAUAGGGAGGGAGGGAGAGAGAGAGAGCGAGAGCAGUGACUGAGGAACACAUUUUCAUCCAAACCUCUCCGUUUUUUCCAGAGCCUGUCUCUGCUCCGCGGCUCAGUGCAGCUCCCUAUUGUUUAAACUGGAAGGAGGAAGGAAAAAAAAACAACAAAACAUUCGGCUUGUUCUCUUAUCGCAGCCAGUUGAGUCAUUUUUUUUUUUUGAUCUGAUGCUCGAUUUUCGCCGCUCUGAAUGCUGUAUUCAUUGUCAACUUCUCCGAUUUCUCCACUUAGACUUGAGCUGCAUCAUGAAUAGUUUGGGGGCACCUUUCAAUCGCAUACCUCUGGAAUGGUGGGGAUUACACAGCCGAAACCCGGAGAGCAUGUAAACGCAGAUGGAGUUUGGGAUUUAUUGCAAAAUAAGGGAAAGAUGACCGUCUUCUCAUUGUGCUUGCUCUUGUGCGCAGAUCUACUGGAUUUAGCCGUCGGAUAUUUGACAGUUACCAUAGAGCCCCUGCCUCCUGUUGUCGUGGGAGAGACUGUUACUCUCAAGUGUAACUUCAAAACUGACGGAAGGCUUCGAGAGAUUGUUUGGUACAGGGUCACAGAUGGAGGAACCAUCAAGCAGAAAAUCUUCACCUAUGAUGCUAUGUUUAAUACCAAUUACUCUCACAUGGAGGAUUACCGCAGACGCGAAGACCUUGUGUACCAAUCAACUGUCCGGCUCCCAGAGGUGCGGAUAUCAGACAACGGGCCUUAUGAAUGCCAUGUGGGCAUCUAUGACCGGGCAACAAGGGAGAAGGUUGUCCUGGCUUCAGGGAAUGUUUUCCUUACUGUUAUGUCACCUCCAAACAACAUAUCAGUGGUGGCAGAGAAUACUCCAGCCCCAUUCAGUCGAUACCAAGCCCAGAAUUUCACUCUCGUCUGCACUGCAAAGGGAGGAAAACCAGCCCCAUCGGUGUACUUCAAACGUGAUGGCGAGCUGAUAGAGGUGAUCUCCUACACUCAACCCUCCACCAGUGAGCAGGGAGGCGGCUCAGCGGGGGUGAGAGGAGCUAGGCCGCUCAUCAGCAGGGACCUCGAUGACACUAAGCUGCAGCGGUCACUCUCUCUUCUGGAUCCCGAGGGGCGGUCGGCCCGACUGUAUACAGAGAGCCCCCAGCGCGUCCACACUCAGGGCCAGCAGGCCUACGAGCCAAGCCCUGCAACAGAGGUCAUCCCAGAAACAGUGGUGAGCCGGGAGUUCCCCCGCUGGGUGCACAGCACAGACCCUCUCUACUACUUCAGCCACACUCACAUCCCUCAGAGCGACGGCUCUGUGGUGGUGCAGGCCCGACUCACCUGGACCCUCAACCCUCAGCUAGAUAAUGACGCCCUGUUCAGCUGCGAAGUCAAGCACCCAGCACUGUCUAUGCCCAUGCAGACAGAGGUCACCCUGGCUGCUCCUAAGGGUCCUAAACUCUUGAUGUCCCCCAGUAGGGCAAAGGUAGGGGACACAGUGCGCAUCACUGUGCAAGGAUUCCAGAAUGAGGUGUUCCCAGAACCUCUCUUCACCUGGACACGGGUGGGGGGCCGCCUGCUGGAUGGCAGCACCGAGCGAGAGGGGAAGGAGCUGAUUUUGGAGAGAGUGCCAGCUGAGCUCAAUGGCUCCAUGUAUCGCUGCACGGCCCAGAAUCCUCUGGGCUCCACGGAUACGCACACUCGCCUCAUAGUCUUUGAAAAUCCAAGCAUGAUGAAAAACACACAGAAUCAGAACAAUGGAGCCUCCCGCACGGACGUGCUCGGACUAACGUGGAUGGCACUUGUCCUCACAGUGACAGUGGAACUGACGUGAAACCGCUCAUCCAAGACACUCUCACACACAUACUUUCCCUUGUUACACAACAUCCACAUAUCCACAAAUGCACACACACACACACACGCAGAUACACACACUUUCCAAAAUCCUGCAAGCCUUCUCCAGUCAUAAACAGACCCUCCAUGCGUCAGUCGAUCAGGAAACUGCGCCACCACAGGAUGGCGCUCCACUGUUUUUGUAACAAAAUAAUAACCAAGAUUAUGAUAUCAAAAGAAGAACGUGACGAACAUGACAAUAACCACCUCCUAUAUAGCCCUGCCCAGUUACACCUUUUUUUGUUUCUUGUCCCACGUCUGCCUGUUGAUCAAUAAAAUCAGUUGAUUUAAAACAGAAAAGAUAAAAGCAUUUGGAUUUUAUUUUGAUGAGUCGAAAUGUCAUUGGUGUUGACUGAAAUGUGAAAAGUGGAACUGGCUUAGGCUGCGCCACCAUGUCAACCACACCCAUCUGUUACAUGUCCUGGGAUGCACCUGAUUAGCAACACGCUGAUAAACCAUGGGGAAACAAACAGACGUCCCAAGAGAACAUUCUUUUUUUAUUAAUAUACAGGUAUUCCUUUUUUUCCUGAUGGCUCGGAAUGUACAAGAGGAUUUAAAUGCAUUGAGAAACUAGAAAAAAAAUCUCCUUUUUGAGUGUAUUUUGUGUACAUCAGUGUAAAUAUUGAAAAUAAUUAAAGAAGUUAUAUGGGAUAUGGUGAGGAAUGGUUGCUGAGAUAGUUGGAGUUUACACUUCUUCACCUUUGUUUGUACUUCAUUCAACACUGUUUUAGGAGAUCAUUCUUGGCUGAAAGGACAGAAACAUUAACAGCCUUUCUGUUUCUCAUUUGGGCUUUUUAUAUCUAUAUGGCAGAUCUCCAAGGCCAGAGUAAAAAAAAAAAAAAAAAUUAUCGAACAUAUGUCUGCUGUUUUGGGGUUGUGGUGCAUGUGACGUUUGAAAAUUCUUUCUCCUUUUGGUGUGUUGCAAUUGACAGCACUGCAACUCAUUGUCACUGGCCUGUAAUCCAGUUAUUUACUUGUGGCAUACUAUCUUAAGUGACCUACAUUGUGUACAAUACGUAACUCUUACCCACACAUUUACAGUACUAGUAGGAUCAUUUUAGCCGCCAUUCCAGGGAGGUGCUCACCUGAGGCAGCGUGUGUAAAACAGGGUUGUUGCAUUUGUUUCAUUUCACCUGUAUUAAAAUGGAAAGAUGAUAAAACUCACAAGACUUGACUUUACUUA
This is a messenger RNA of Lates calcarifer (barramundi perch), 3087 nucleotides long. RefSeq names its product immunoglobin superfamily, member 21a (gene igsf21a). The transcript has 10 exons. Lineage: Eukaryota; Metazoa; Chordata; Actinopteri; Centropomidae. Gene Ontology annotation, cellular component: adherens junction. The record is from RefSeq and is a predicted model, not a curated record. Gene Ontology annotation, biological process: homophilic cell-cell adhesion; heterophilic cell-cell adhesion. The coding region runs from base 361 to 1845 and encodes 494 amino acids.